Messenger RNA from Eurytemora carolleeae, 3261 nucleotides. RefSeq names its product post-GPI attachment to proteins factor 6. Lineage: Eukaryota; Metazoa; Arthropoda; Copepoda; Calanoida; Temoridae. The transcript is spliced from 25 exons. Gene Ontology annotation, cellular component: plasma membrane. The record is from RefSeq and is a predicted model, not a curated record. The coding region runs from base 45 to 2600 and encodes 851 amino acids.
AAUGUAGAAGAAAAAACGGUUGUUGAUGAUGUGUAACAGUAAUAAUGUUCCUACUAUCCUUGAACCUGUUUGCCUUGAUCUUCAAUAUUUUGCCAUGUCCCAGCUCUGGAGGCGCGAAUCUACCAGAUGCUAGUCAAGAAGGAAUACUGAAGCAGUACACUAGCUAUGAUGAUCUUGCCUUGUUCCACUAUACAGUCCCCUCUGAAACCACACGAGCAACCUGGGAGUUUGCCUCCUUCCAGGAUGAGCCGGAUUGUCCAAGUCGUGAAGUACUAAUAUACCUCCAGUAUGCUAGUUUUCCUGUUAUAUCUCCGGAUAAUGCAACCUUUGCAAACAAUUUCUACACAAUAAGAACUGAUCUUCAUUACAUAAAAACUCACAGUGCCUUUCAGCCUCAUGAUUCUACUAUAUUCCCAAUAUACAAUCCCUUACCAGGUUCAUGGUAUGCAUUUGCCUAUCUUUCUCCAUAUGAAGAAAAAAUUACACAGCAAGGUCUGCUCCACAAAUGUCGCUACUCCCUUGGAUCCAUCGCCCUAUGGACCAAAGCUGACCAAGUAGAGCUCAUUAUCCCUUUCCAGAACAUGGAGUACUCAACCAAGAAGCAUUUCUCUUAUUACAAGUUCUACAUCUCGGACAACAUUGACAAUUAUAAGCUUUACAUAUCAAACUGUACCAUUAAACAUCAGAUAAAGGAGAGAAUAUUUGGAAGAAAAGACUGCAUAGAAUAUGUCAAUUUAAGAGCACGAGCAUUGCCGCGGCAUGAUCCUAAUGUUGGCGGAUUCACAAACAUCACGGAAGGCGACCAAGUCGUCUUCAAUGAAACCCGUCCUUACAAAUCUUCCUAUUACUACCUCCUUAUUGUCAGCAGUGCUGUUGUCAAAUUUAAUUUAGAGCUGAAGUAUAUUGAUUGUGGAAAGUCUGGCCUAUAUGGUCCUAAUCAGAGGAGUUGGUAUCUCACAGAACAGGGACUGCAUUAUAACUCUUCAAGAGACAACACCGACCCUAAGGAGCCUAAGGAUGGGUUUCAGCUGUUUACAAUAACCAACAAGUUGACCGACAAGGAUGAGGUUGUUAACUUUGACUUGGAUAUACCUGGCCCAGAGGACCUAGAGCCAAGAUGCUUCUCUAUGUUCGAUUUUAACAGAAUCGAUCUUGUAGAAGACUUCUCGGCAAACUAUGUUCUCCAGGGGAAGAGCUGGUAUACAAAAUGGAUUUCUGUCUCUACAAGAUUUCCUAUAAUUACAAGGUUUGAGACCCUGGAGUAUACUGAUAUUGGUGGAACUGUAAAUAUUGUGAUGAGGAUUGAAUCCCCGGAACCGGAAAUAAUCCAGGGGCAAUCCCUUCGCGUUUACGGGUGUCUCAGCAAAGGAAGGAUACCUUUGAUAUCUGAGGGUACUCUUGAGUGUGAUGAUGAUGAAAGAAUAGAGAUAUCUGCUGAUAUGUCAGAGCAAAAUGUUACCAAACUUAUUCCAUUUCCUGAACCUGGAACUUGGUAUCUGGCUCUACAGGCUGAAUGCCUGGAUCCAGAAACUGGAGAAAAGAUUGAUUGUUGGGGAAAUCUUAGGUUUGGAAGUGUUAUGACCUCUGUUAAUAUCCACAUCCAACCCUGUGGUUACAGACCACAGUCAGAUAUCUGUGGAGAAUAUGGUGUUUGUGUCAGAUCUCACAAGGGAAACUUCUUGUAUACUUCUUGUCGGUGUGCUAGUGGGUACAAAGGCUGGACCUGCGAUGAAACUACACAAGAAAACCCGGGACACCAGCAUCAAAGUAACACCCUACUAUUGACCCUGUCUAACUUGUCCUUCCUCCCCGCUAUCCUGGUCUCGUUGUACUACAGGCUCUACACCGAGUCCUUGCUCUACUUCUCCACAAUGUUCUUCUCGACCUUCUACCAUACUUGUGAUCAGGAUAUAAACCAUAAACAUCUUCCAGAGCCGUUAGAAAGAGCUUGUCAUGCCCUCUACGUUUCAAAGGAGGUUCUUCAAUUUUGUGACUUUUUCUGUGCCAUAAUGUCUUUCUGGGUGACCAUAAUCUCAAUGGCGAGAUUACCAGUAAAACUCGUCAAUUUUCUUCAUAUGUUUGGUGUACUGUUGAUAUCAGUUUUAGUACAGUACAACAGAAAUGGAAUACAAGUAUUUGCAAUCCCUAUUCCGCUUGGUGCCGCAAUACUCAUAAUUUCAACAAUUAUUAGAUCCUAUAAAAGACGGAGGUUACUUCGCGUAAAUAGAACCUGCACUCUCUGGCUUUCUCUUGCUAUAAUCUCUGCCUUGUCAGCUGUUCUUGUAUUUGCUUUGAUUGAGACAACCACUAAUUACCAGUAUGUUCACAGUUUAUGGCAUUGUCUCAUAGCUAUGUCUCUUGUUUUUCUUCUUCCUUACUGUAGGAGAGAAAAUGCAAAGCAUUCCUUUUAUAAAAGUGGAUCUCUGUCAAGUGAAGAAACUGAACCAGGAUCAAUAAAUUGGGGAGGUGUCCGUCCUCUUCAUCCGUCAACAAUAUCUACGCGUACAGCUGAUACUGAUACUGAUGUGCACGUUGAGGGUGUGACUGUAAGAGCAAUUUCUAUAGAUAGACUAUCUGACGUAGGACAGUCUAAUUGUUAAUUGAUUUUAUAAUUAUUUCGAAAGGAGCUUGGGUACCCGACUUUGCACGGAAUAUUACAAUUAUUUUCUUUGUUCAACCCCCCCCCCCCCCUCCUCCUUCCGGGACCCACUGGACGUGUGUCAUGUUUAUAAAUUAUGCUUGUUUAUUGUUUUAGAUUAUUAUAAAUUAAAAAAUAGUAAAAGAUGCCAAACGAUUUAAUCAGAUCUGUUACCAGCAUUUUGAUUAAUAUUAUGAUCAGCAAGAUUUUUAUUUUCUAACUUCCCCAUCAGGCGUUAAAGGAAGAAAAGGUUCAAGAAUCCAAACCACGAGAAACAGUUAUUAAUACCAUUUCCACGCAUAUCAGUAAUCAGUAUUCCUUAAAAGUAUUUUUAAACAACAAAAAAACCUUGAUCUAAAAGGGAUCAUGGUAGCGUGCGCCGGUUAGAUCAAGGAGUCCACGGGAAUUCCUUAGCUUCUUCAAUUGAAUUGAAUUGAAUUGAAUUGAAUUGGGUCAAAUUUUAAUGUAAAAUUGUACAAUAAUGCUCAGUUAGAGCUUGUUUGUUAUGUAAUAUUGUAACAUGUGCAUACGUAAAGUACUAGUCCAAAUAGAAAAUUUUAUUGCUAGGCUAGCAAAUAAUUUUAAAGCAUGAAGAUUGAUUAAUUCAAUUUUAAUUCAGGAAC